GCGCCAAAUGUUGAAGUUAAAACAAGGAAACUUUAUGCUGUUUAAAAAACCUUUCCUCCUCCAUUUCUCACUUACAGCACUGAAACAUUUUGAGGCCCCAUGCAGUACAGCAGCAAAUAUCUCCUUAAUUUCCUUUUCAUCUGCCCCCACAUCUCCUUCAUUACCAUUAACACUCCCUUUUAUGUCCUCGAGUCUCUAUAAAAAAUUUUCCACUCAUCUUUGCUCUGUUUUCAAAGUCUUUUUUUAUUUUUUUUUUCAGGAAUGACUCGACAGGUGUAUUUUGUUCCGGCGGCGGAGACGCAAGUAGCUUCGGUGAAGAAGAAAACGGCGGUUACGACGAGCUGGGUUUCGGUAGAUGCAAAGGGGCAAGGCACGGUUCUUGACGUCGACAAGUACGCUAUAAUGCGCCGCGUUCAGAUCCAUGCUAGAGAUCUUCGUGUUCUUGAUCCUAUGUUAUCCUAUCCUUCCACCGUUUUGGGCAGAGAAAAAGUCAUUGUUCUCAAUUUAGAGCACAUUAAAGCUAUAAUAACAGCAGAAGAGGUGUUGCUUAGAGAUCCAUUUGAUGAUAACGUAAUACCUAUUGUUGCCGAACUUAAAAGGCGAUUGCCUCAAGAAAAAAAUCUCACAUGUCAAGGCCUAGGAGAAGAAGAAGAAGAACAUAUUGGUUUGCGCAACGAUGUCAACACUGGAGAAGAAAACGAAUUUCCAUUUGAAUUCCGGGCACUGGAAGUAGCACUAGAAGCAAUUUGUAGCUUUCUUGAUGCGCGUACUAGAGAACUGGAGACUGAUACCUAUCCAGCUCUAGAUGAGCUGACCUCCAAGAUUAGCAGUCGUAACUUGGACCAUGUGCGUAAACUGAAAAGUGCAAUGACAAGACUGACAAAUCGGGUUCAAAAGGUAAGAGAUGAACUUGAACAACUUUUGGAUGACGAUGAUGAUAUGGCAGACCUUUAUUUAUCGAGAAAGUUGGCAGGGGCAUGCUCACCUGUAAGUGUUUCUGGUGCUCCUAAUUGGUAUCCGUCCUCACCAACUAUAGGUUCAAAGAUAUCAAGAACAAGUCGGGCAAGUGCACUGACAGCUGAGGAGGACAAUGAUGUCGAGGAGCUUGAAAUGUUGCUUGAGGCUUACUUUAUGCAAAUUGACAAUACAUUGAACAAAUUGACCACGCUGCGAGAAUACAUCGAUGACACAGAAGACUAUAUCAAUAUCCAGCUUGACAAUCAUCGAAAUCAGCUUAUUCAGCUAGAGCUCUUCUUAAGUUCUGGGACUGUUUGCUUGUCUAUAUAUUCCCUGGUUGCUGCAAUCUUUGGCAUGAAUAUUCCUUAUACAUGGAAAGAGGGCCAUGGAUACAUGUUUAAAUGGGUGGUCAUCCUUACCGGACUACUAUGCACAUCGACUUUCACAUCAAUAAUUUCUUACGCGAGGCACAAGGGUCUUAUUGGGUCAUGAGGUGCAUAGAAUGCGUUCAAGGUAAUAGGGAUAAAGCUUGAUCUUUUUAUGCAGAUGCAUAGAACUGAAACGAAUUCCUGGUAAAGCUUCAGGUCAUUGCCAAUUUCAGGUGAAACAUUGCAUAUGCUAUAAUAUUUAGUAUUAUCAAUUUAUCAUGCUUUAUGAAAAAUAUGGUCCAUGGGAGGGGUUGUUCCUCCUAUUGUAAUUGGUCACUGCAUUUGGCAGAAAAAAGUUUUAUCAAGUAUCAUCAUGUUGGCAUAUACAUAUAUACAUUGUAUAUAUACACCCAUGUAUAUUUUAAAUGUUGUGUGAUAGUUGAUACU
Gossypium raimondii (Peruvian cotton) is the source of this 1772-nucleotide messenger RNA. Its product is annotated as magnesium transporter MRS2-I. Bases 262 to 1449 code for a protein of 395 amino acids. NCBI's taxonomy places the organism in Eukaryota, Viridiplantae, Streptophyta, Magnoliopsida, Malvales, Malvaceae. The transcript is spliced from 11 exons. Gene Ontology annotation, cellular component: membrane. Gene Ontology annotation, molecular function: magnesium ion transmembrane transporter activity. The record is from RefSeq and is a predicted model, not a curated record. Gene Ontology annotation, biological process: magnesium ion transport; transmembrane transport.